Erythranthe guttata (spotted monkey flower) is the source of this 1686-nucleotide messenger RNA. The record is from RefSeq and is a predicted model, not a curated record. Lineage: Eukaryota; Viridiplantae; Streptophyta; Magnoliopsida; Lamiales; Phrymaceae.
UAGACUAGAUUAGAUAGAUGAUAAUCAUCCAUUUUCUGUACAGUUACUUGUUUGAUCAUAAACGCAAUCAUACAUAAAUAAAUCAAAUAUGUAUAGUCAUUAAUAGAACAACACAUGAGAUCGAUAUAUAUACUAUAUAUAGAUUGAUGAUAUAUGGAUCAUGGAGGAUGCAUUAUUAAUAAUGAAUUUGUGAUCUUCCAUACAUGUAACUUGGUUUUCCUUCGGGAGAUGGCGCGCUCCUCCUCCUCCUCCUCCUCCUCCUCUAACUUUACGUCAAUAUUCAGAGAUCAGAAAGGGUGGAGAACAUGUUUCCGUAGCAAUUUCUUUUAUGCAGCUUCUUUAUUCUUUCUAGCAUUCUUUAUAUGGAGCACAACCAUAACACAGCAAAAUAAAGAGGUUCUUGUAAUAUAAUAGCAAACAAAAUAUUUGGAUUUUCAAUAAUUCCCAUUGUUUAGGACUACUUAGGAAUUGUUUUUCUAUGACUAACUCUUAUACAUUUUGUGUAGAAAUUGUUGAAGUGGAGUUUACAAGGGAAUAUCUCCAACCUUACGACAUGUGAGGUAUGGUGCUUUCAAACUAUUAAUGGGAAUAACAAUAAUAAUUAAUGAAUGCAGGCCACCUGGAAGUGAGAUGUUGCCUAAAGGUAUAGUUGCGAGUACCUCUAACUUGGAAAGACGACCUUUAUGGGGUUCUCCAAAGAAGACAAAUACCUCAAAGAGCUUAUUUGCUGUUGCUGUUGGAAUAAAGCAAAAGGAAAAUGUAGAUAAGAUGGUUCAGAAGUUCCUAGAAAACAAUUUUGUAGUGAUGCUUUUCCACUACGAUGGCAUUGUUGAUGAGUGGAAGGAUUUUGAAUGGAGUAGCAGUGUCAUACAUGUAUCUGCCGAUAAUCAGACUAAAUGGUGGUUUGCAAAGAGAUUCUUACAUCCAGAUAUUGUAGAAGAGUACGAUUAUAUAUUCUUGUGGGAUGAAGACCUUGGUGUUGACAACUUCCACCCUCAAAGAUAUGUAUCAAUAGUGAAAGAAGAAGGGUUUGAGAUAUCGCAACCAGCACUGGAAAUAGGACUAUCUGAAGUACAUCAUCUUAUCACAGCACGAUGGAAGAGAUCAAAGGUGCACAGGAGGACUUACAAACGUGAUGGUAAAGGGAUUCAAUGCGAUGAUAAGAGCUCUGCUCCUCCUUGCACAGGGUGGAUAGAAGUUAUGGCCCCUGUAUUCUCCAAGGCUGCAUGGCGUUGCGUUUGGUAUAUGAUCCAGAAUGAUUUGAUCCAUGCUUGGGGACUGGACAUUCGGCUUGGUUAUUGUGCACAGGGAGAUCGAACAAAGAGUAUAGGAGUCGUGGAUGCGGAAUACAUUGUUCACUAUGGCCUCCCCACACUGGGCGAACCUGAUAAGGCCAAAUUAGCAUCAACUGGAGAUAAUUCAGAAGAAAACAAGGAAGCAUCCAAGUCAAAUGCAAUCAACAAAAGAAUUGAAGUUCGAAGACAGUCGUAUAAUGAGUACAAAGUAUUCAAAAGGCGGUGGAAGAAAGCUGGGGAGACGGACGAGUGCUGGACUGAUUUAUAUCCAGACGAGCUACUCAAGGAGGGCUCUUCCAUUUGGCCUCUCAUGUGACUUCUUUUCAUAUUCAUGUUGCACAUAAAUUCACAUUUGUAUACUACUAAUUAAUAAUCACACUUCAAUUUUCCA